This is a messenger RNA of Diospyros lotus (date-plum), 2960 nucleotides long. RefSeq names its product probable protein phosphatase 2C 23. The record is from RefSeq and is a predicted model, not a curated record. Gene Ontology annotation, biological process: protein dephosphorylation. Lineage: Eukaryota; Viridiplantae; Streptophyta; Magnoliopsida; Ericales; Ebenaceae. Gene Ontology annotation, molecular function: protein serine/threonine phosphatase activity.
CGAGAGCCAGAGAGAGUUUGUGUUUCUAUCUAUGAUUUCAAAACCUCCACGCAAAGUCAACGCCUCUCUCUCUAGCCUCUAUUUCUCUUCACCCUCUUCUUCCUCUUUGCGUCUCUCUCUCUCUCUCUCUCUCUCACACACACACACACACAGUUUGUGGAAAUGAAAUUUCAGGUGUUGAGUACAGAGCACUGAGAUUGUUAAUUGUUUGGCUGUAAAUUGGGGUCUUUUUUCAAUAUGGGUAACGGCUUGGGAAAGAUCGGCGUGUGCUUCACCGGCGGCGAGGACCUUCGCCGGAGGAAGGACACGGCCUUCGUGAUUUCGGACCCAAUCGACGAUCUGGGCCACUCCUUCUGCUACGUCCGGCCCGACCCGUCUCGGCUCUCCUCCUCCAAGGUCCACUCCGAGGAGACGACGACGUUCCGGUCGAUCUCCGGCGCCUCUGUCAGCGCCAACACCUCGACGCCUCUCUCCACAGCUCUCGUCGAUUCCUACAGCUACAACAGCUUCGAUCGAGCCUCGGCUUUCGAGAGCUCCACCUCCUUCGCUUCCAUUCCCCUCCAACCCGUCCCCCGGAAUUCGAUGAGCUCCGGUCCCUUGCCCAAGGUUUCGGGUGGAAUACCCGUGUCCGGCCCGAUGGAGAGAGGGUUCAUGUCCGGCCCGAUCGAGCGGGGCUUCAUGUCGGGCCCCCUCGAUCGGGGCAUCUUCUCGGGUCCUCUCGAAAAGGGCGGCUCCGAUCAGUUCAGGCGAAGCUUCUCUCAUGGAGGUUUUGCCUUACGACCCAGAUUGAGAAAAGGGUCGUUGAUCCGGGUCCUACAGAGAGCCAUAUCCAAGACGAUUUCCCGUGGCCAAAACUCUAUUGUUGCGCCGAUUAAAAGCGUGGUUUCCGUCAAAGAGCAGAAUUGGAUCGUCGGGUCUGAGAAACAAAACCAGCUCACAAUCAGCAGCGUGAAUCUGAGCAGCGACGGGAGCUUAGACGACGACGAUUCACUCGAGAGCCAGAAUCUUCAAUGGGCGCAAGGCAAGGCCGGCGAGGAUCGAGUUCACGUCGUGGUCUCGGAGGAACACGGAUGGGUUUUCGUCGGAAUUUAUGACGGAUUUAGCGGCCCCGACGCUCCUGAUUAUCUUCUCUCCAAUCUCUACCCCGCCGUUCAUAAGGAGCUCAAGGGCUUGCUUUGGGAUGAUAAAACCGAACCCUCAAAUUCUAGUUCCUCUGUUCGCUCUGAAAGCUCCAAUUCGGAUAUGGAAGCGACUACUAGAGAUUCCUGCUCUCCCUGCUUUGAGCAAGAGAGUUUUCCAUGCGGAAGCUGCGAAUCGAACUUCAGGAAAAAGCGAUGCAGCAAUUCGAAGAGUAGGUAUAAAGGGGCGGCGAAGAAAUGGGAGGAGAAUCAGAGGCGAUGGAGGUGCGAGUGGGACCGGGAGAGGCUCGAGCUCGACCGGCGGUUAAAAGAACAGUUAAAUCGAAACAGUUCGGAUGCUUCUGUGGCGAUCAAUCACUCCGAUGUGUUGAAGGCUUUGUCCGAGGCUCUGAGGAAAACAGAGGAGGCCUAUUUGGACAUUGCAGAUAAGAUGCUCGUCGAAAAUCCUGAGUUGGCCUUGAUGGGUUCUUGCGUGCUUGUGAUGCUAAUGAAGGGUGAGGAUGUUUAUGUUAUGAAUGUAGGCGAUAGCCGGGUGGUUUUGGCUCAUAAACCGGAGCCCGAUCUGUGGCGGCAGGACUUAGAGAGGAUCAAUGAAGAAACAUUGUACGAUCUUGAGGUUUGUGAUGGUGAUGGUGAUGGAUCCAACACAAUGCCCAGUUUAGCCGCCUUUCAGCUCACCAAGGAUCACAGCACCUCUGUGGAGGAGGAAGUUCAAAGAAUAAAAAAUGAACAUCCAGAUGAUCCCGGCGCAGUGACCAAUGAUCGAGUGAAAGGUUCGUUGAAGGUCACUCGAGCUUUUGGCGCUGGUUUUCUGAAGCAGCCCAAAUGGAACAACGCACUUCUGGAGAUGUUUAGAAUCGACUAUGUAGGAACGUCGCCAUAUAUCAACUGCCUACCGUCUGUCUAUCAUCACAGUUUAGGUCCAAGAGACAGGUUUUUGAUAUUAUCAUCUGAUGGGCUUUAUCAAUACUUCACAAAUGAAGAAGCUGUAUCCGAAGUCGAGCUUUUCAUUGCAUGGUGGCCUGAAGGGGAUCCAGCACAGCACCUGGUUGAGGAAGUGCUCUUCCGAGCAGCAAAGAAAGCUGGAAUGGACUUCCAUGAGCUGCUUGAAAUACCGCAAGGGGAUAGGCGGCGGUACCACGAUGACGUUUCAAUAAUUGUUAUUUCUUUGGAAGGAAGGAUAUGGAGAUCAUGUGUAUAAGUAGUGGGAAAUCACACGUAAAAAGAUACAGAGAGGUGUGCAGAAUCGGCGGGGCACCCAUUUUUGAGGCUUUUACCUUCACCACUUUUGAUAUAUUAUAAGCUCUGCGAAAGCAUCUGAAGCAAACACCACCAGCUGGGUGGUGGGUUGGUUGGGGCUUUGUAAAGGCGUAAAAUCUGCUUCUUAAUGUUGAUUAUUAUAAACUGUCAUACAAAAAUUGUAAUUUCUCUAAUAAAUGACAUUCCUGGGAAAGAAAGUUUUGCUCACAAGCACAAAUUCCUUUUUCUCUGAAAAUAUCUGGAGCGGUCCAUGGCCCACGCCGACGAUCCAGACGAAGAACAUCUUUAUUUUCUUGUUCAAGUGUUACGUCAUCUACACACUUGGUGAAACUACGUGGCAGAACCAUAGCCCAGGAAUGAACUCCCCUCCCCUGCGUCAUCAGUUCCGCUUGAGUAACCCCGAUCAUCAAUUCUGUUCCCAACUCCUAACCAAUUCGGAAAUGGGCAGUAAAUGCAGUGCAGGUGGAAGGUGAAGGCAUUGGUAUCACGCUUGCUUGUAAUAAAAACCUGUAAUUUUUUUGUUUUCAGAUCAGAUUUGGACCAACAGUUUCCAUUACAUUA